Messenger RNA from Hevea brasiliensis (rubber tree), 2441 nucleotides. RefSeq names its product DELLA protein GAIP-B. Gene Ontology annotation, biological process: regulation of seed dormancy process; regulation of reactive oxygen species metabolic process; jasmonic acid mediated signaling pathway. Gene Ontology annotation, molecular function: sequence-specific DNA binding; DNA-binding transcription factor activity. Gene Ontology annotation, cellular component: nucleus. Lineage: Eukaryota; Viridiplantae; Streptophyta; Magnoliopsida; Malpighiales; Euphorbiaceae. The coding region runs from base 238 to 2136 and encodes 632 amino acids. The record is from RefSeq and is a predicted model, not a curated record. The transcript has a single exon.
UUUUUUUUUUUUUUAAAUGGUUAUUCAUUGUUAAAUUGAAUUUUAAAUAAUUUUUUCGCCCUGGUAUGAAGUGCGAUUAGUGGUGAAAAACCAAGCAGAAACCCCCAAUCCCCAAUGCACAGAUUCCUCACUUAGCCUUACCCAUUCGCAGCAGAAGCUCCCUUUGGUUUUUGAGCACCACCACUCACAAUCUCAGAAACCCAUAUCCUAAAACAAAACGAAGGAGAGAUCCAAAUCAUGAAAAGGGAACACCCGAAUCUCCAUACUCGGUUAGAACCAGCUUCGGCUGGCAGUUCUUCUUCUGUUUACUCUACCAUGACACCUGCAAAUACCAAUACUGAUGCUUCUUGCAAAGCCAAGAUGUGGAAAGACGAUGCCCACGUUGAUGGUGGGAUGGAUGAGCUUUUGGCUGUUUUGGGUUAUAAGGUAAGGUCAUCAGACAUGGCGGAAGUCGCGCAAAAGCUUGAACAGCUGGAAGAAGUUAUGGGUCACGUACAAGAAGAUGGACUUUCUCAUCUUGCUUCUGAAACUGUCCAUUAUAAUCCCUCUGAUCUAUCCACAUGGCUGGAAAGUAUGCUUUCUGAGCUCAAUCCAAACCCCAAUUUUGAUCCUCUUGUUGUGGCUGCACAGCCUUCUUCUUUAGAUGAUUCAUUUUUCGCUCCUCCCGAGUCUUCCACCAUCACCUCUGUCGAUUUCGCCGACCAUACCCAUCAACAGCAACGGCAAGAACCCCAAAAAACAAACAAGCACAGUCGUGGAGUGGUGUUUCAAGAAUCUUCAUCUUCUGAUUACGAUAUCAAAGCUAUUCCUGGUAAGGCCGUUUUUGCUCAACCUCGUCAAAUUGAUUCCUCCUCUUUCUCAUCUCGAGAUCCCAAGCGGUUCAAACCCACAGCCACAGACCACCUAUACCCAGCAGCAGCUGCAUCAUCAUCGUCUUCAAAUAUUGGUGGUGGUCCUACUGCUACCGGUUCCUUCGGUGUUUCAACUGAGUCAACUUGUUCUGUAGUCCUGGUUGACUCACAAGAGAAUGGAAUCCGACUGGUUCAUCUCCUAAUGGCCUGCGCCGAAGCCGUCCAAGAAAAUAAUCUACCUCUCGCGGAAGCCCUCGUCAAGCAAAUCGGUUUCUUGGCCGUUUCUCAAGCCGGAGCGAUGCGUAAAGUAGCCACGUACUUCGCUGAAGCCUUAGCUCGCAGAAUCUACAGACUCUAUCCUCAAAGCCCUAUGGACCAUUCACUCUCCGAUAUUCUCCAGAUGGACUUCUACGAAACCUGCCCUUAUCUCAAAUUCGCUCACUUCACUGCUAAUCAAGCAAUUCUUGAGGCCUUUGAAGGGAAAAAACGAGUGCACGUUAUCGACUUCUCCAUGAACCAAGGGAUGCAGUGGCCUGCGCUGUUGCAAGCUCUCGCGCUUAGACCUGGUGGUCCGCCGGCGUUUCGUUUAACCGGGAUUGGACCACCGUCUCAUGAUAACUCCGACCAUCUUCAAGAAGUGGGCUUGAAAUUGGCUCAGUUGGCAGAGACUAUCCAUGUUGAGUUUGAGUAUCGGGGAUUUGUAGCUAAUAGUCUAGCUGAUCUCGACGCUUCUAUGCUGGAGCUUAGACCCAGUGAGAUCGAGUGUAUCGCUGUUAACUCAGUUUUCGAGUUACAUGAAUUGUUAGCGAGACCGGGCGCCAUUGAAAAGGUCCUUUCGGUGGUGAAGCAGAUGAAACCGGAGAUUGUUACUAUUGUUGAGCAAGAAGCGAACCAUAAUGGGCCAGUUUUCCUGGACCGGUUCACUGAGUCAUUGCAUUAUUACUCGACUCUGUUCGACUCGUUGGAGGGAUCGGUCAGUACCCAAGAUAAGGUGAUGUCAGAGGUGUAUUUAGGGAAGCAGAUUUGCAAUGUCGUGGCAUGUGAAGGGACAGACCGAAUUGAAAGACACGAAACACUGGCUCAGUGGCGAACUCGUCUGGGCUGUUCCGGGUUUGUGCCGGUUCACCUCGGCUCGAACGCGUUCAAACAAGCAAGCAUGCUACUGGCCCUAUUUGCUGGCGGAGAUGGGUAUAGAGUGGAAGAGAAUAAUGGGUGUUUGAUGCUGGGAUGGCAUACACGGCCGCUGAUUGCAACCUCAGCCUGGCGGCUGGCCAACAAGCAGUAGUCACUGAGUCGUUAUAACUCACUGAGUCAACUUCCGCGAGUGAUUCAAUUUCACCAAACCCUAGUGGGGUGGGGGUGUGGUAAAGUGAAAUGCUGAGCUGGUAAUGGGUAAAAAUAGUGUCUCAGUCUCUUCACUUUAGGUUUUUCUUUCUUUUUUUUUCACUCACUCCCUUGUAACCUUUUUCUAUUUUUCUUUUUGGUAUUUUUAGAUGAAAUAUGUUUGGUAUUUUCAGGGAUGUGUAUUUAUUUAUGAAUAUAUAAAUUUGGUGGUAAUAACUAAUAAAAAAGAAAACUACUUUUGAGCAA